This is a messenger RNA of Pleurotus ostreatus (oyster mushroom), 729 nucleotides long. RefSeq lists its product as uncharacterized. The transcript has 3 exons. The record is from RefSeq and is a predicted model, not a curated record. Bases 1 to 729 code for a protein of 242 amino acids. NCBI's taxonomy places the organism in Eukaryota, Fungi, Basidiomycota, Agaricomycetes, Agaricales, Pleurotaceae.
AUGGCGCCAACAUACAUCUACUACCGCGUAUACGACACAAACGGGGUCGUCAACGCCAAAUACACCCUCCCAUCCGAGAUCUCUAGCAGCACGACACUCGGGCGCAUCGUGAAGAGCUACAUCGCCCCCCCCUUCAACGUGGCCAACGUCAAACUGGGCAUCGCGCAGCACGAGGGGCACCAGGCCGUCUUCGAAGCCGCUGGCGCGCAGCUGUUCGCCGCCUCCUCCCAGGAAGAAGUCACCGAGAAGAACGGGCUGCUGAACGGCGCCGGUUUGAGUUUGACCAGUCCUCUUCAACUCAAGUUCGACGUAGCGCUCAAGCCUGCGCAAGGCCGAUUCCUCGGCAAAUGGCAGCGCAGCGAGAGCGGCAUCACCUCGAAUGACAAGUAUCACUACAAGUCGACGGCUCACUUCACGCUCCGAAAGACGCCCGGUGGCAAGAUCGUCGCCGAUGGCCACGAGCACUGGACCACCACCUACACAGGAUUUGCCGGCUCCGCCAACCCCAGCGAGAAGUCCCUCCCACCGCCCCUGCAAAACAAAUACGAGCUCACCGACUUCAAGGUCGGCGCGAAGUCUGGGAUCUCGUUCACGCGCACCGCCGCCUCCAGUGGGGUGACCUGGAAAGUGGCGGGAGACCUGAGUGCUGAUGGGAAGUGGUUGACGCUCACGGUGAAGCGCGUUGGGUCGGAUGCUCCGGUAUCGAGGGUGUUCAAGCGCGUUGUGUGA